This is a messenger RNA of Dictyostelium discoideum AX4, 6678 nucleotides long. RefSeq lists its product as hypothetical. The record is from RefSeq and is a predicted model, not a curated record. Gene Ontology annotation, cellular component: cytoplasm. Lineage: Eukaryota; Evosea; Eumycetozoa; Dictyosteliales; Dictyosteliaceae. Bases 1 to 6678 code for a protein of 2225 amino acids. Gene Ontology annotation, molecular function: ATP binding; carbamoyl-phosphate synthase (ammonia) activity; dihydroorotase activity. The transcript is spliced from 2 exons. Gene Ontology annotation, biological process: L-glutamine metabolic process; amino acid metabolic process; 'de novo' pyrimidine nucleobase biosynthetic process.
AUGGAUAUUUUAAAUAGAAAAAAAGGUUGUUUAGUACUUGAGGAUGGUACUAAAUUAAGUGGUUACUCAUUUGGAAGUGAAAGAUCUGUUGCAGGUGAAUGUGUUUUUUCAACUGGUAUGGUUGGUUAUAAUGAAUCAAUUUCAGAUCCAUCAUAUACUGGACAAAUUUUAGUAUUCUCAUUUCCAUUGAUUGGUAAUUAUGGUGUACCAUCAUUUAGAGAAAGAGAUCCAGAAUCAGGAUUAGCAGUAAACUUUGAAUCAGAUAAAGCACAUGUUCAAGCAAUUAUUUGUUCAGAGUAUUGUGAUGAAUAUUCACAUUGGGCAGCAGAGAAAUCACUUUCAGAGUGGUUAAAAGAAUCAAACAUUCCAGGUUUGUACGGAAUCGAUACACGUGCUUUGAUCACCAAAAUUCGUGAGAAGGGCUCUCUAAAAGGAAAGGUAAUCAUUGGUGACUUUGAUGAAAGUAAAUUGGAGUUUGAAGAUAUUAAUUUACGUAAUUUGGUUGCAGAAGUUUCAACCAAAGAGAUUAAAGAAUACAAAGCUGCAGAGAACAAUAAGAAAACUGGCGAAAAAAGAAAGAAUAAAAAAGUGAUCGUACUUGAUUGUGGUAUUAAAAAUAAUCAAAUCCGUUGUUUAUUAAAUCGUGGUGUAGAUCUUAAAGUUGUACCAUGGGACUACGAUGUGGUUGCAAACGAAUCAAUCAAUGAUUACGAUGGUGUUUUCAUUAGUAAUGGUCCAGGUGAUCCAAGUCUUUGUGGAAAAGCAAUUGAAAACAUUAGAAAAGUAUUGGCAUUGCCAGUUGCCAAAGCAGUAUUUGGUGUUUGUAUGGGUAAUCAAUUGUUAGGUUUAGCCGCUGGUGCACAAACUCAUAAAAUGGCCUUUGGUAAUCGUGGUCUCAAUCAACCAUGUGUCGAUCAAAUUAGUGGCCGUUGUCAUAUCACCUCACAAAAUCAUGGCUUUGUUAUCGAUUCAAAUUCUUUACCAGCUGGUAGUGGUUGGAAAACUUACUUUAUAAAUGCAAAUGAUGCCUCCAACGAAGGUAUCUAUCAUGAGAGUAAACCAUGGUUCUCUGUUCAAUUCCAUCCAGAAGCUAUGGCAGGUCCAACCGAUACUGAAUAUCUUUUCGAUAAUUUCGUUGAUAACGUUUGUGGUGAACAACAACAUAAAUCACCAAUGAAUAAAUCUAAAAUCAUCGAUUGUCCAAAAGGUAUCAAUAAAGUUUUAAUUUUAGGUUCAGGUGGUCUUUCAAUUGGUCAAGCUGGUGAAUUUGAUUAUUCUGGUUCUCAAGCUAUCAAAGCACUCAAAGAAGAAGGUAUUAAAACCAUUUUAAUUAAUCCAAAUAUCGCAACAGUUCAAACUUCACCAGGUCUUGCCGAUAAAGUUUAUUUCCUUCCAGUUAAUGCUUCCUCUGUUCAAAAAGUAAUUGAAAAUGAAAAUCCAGAUGGUAUUUUAGUAACUUUUGGUGGUCAAACAGCUUUGAAUUGUGGUAUUGAACUCUAUAAAUCUGGUAUACUCGAGAAAUAUAAUUGUAAAGUAUUGGGUACUCCAAUUGAAACUAUCAUUGCCACUGAAGAUAGAGGUAUCUUUGCAGAGAAAUUAUCAGAAAUCAAUGAACGUAUCGCACCAUCAAUGGCUUGUAAUAGUUUAGAGGAAUCUUUGAUUGAAGCAGAGAAAAUUGGUUAUCCAGUCAUUGUUAGAGCUGCCUAUUGUUUGGGUGGUUUAGGUUCUGGUUUCGCCGAUAAUAAAGAACAACUCACAGCAUUGGUCACUGAAGCAAUGGCAACCUCUUCACAAGUUUUGGUUGAAAAAUCACUCAAAGGUUGGAAAGAAAUUGAAUAUGAAGUUUUAAGAGAUAGUAAAGACAAUUGUAUCACCGUUUGUAAUAUGGAAAAUUUCGAUCCACUCGGUAUUCAUACUGGUGAAUCAAUCGUCGUUGCACCAUCACAAACACUUUCAGAUAGAGAAUAUCAAAUGUUAAGAGAAACUGCAAUUAAAACCGUUCGUCAUCUUGGUGUAAUUGGUGAAUGUAAUAUUCAAUAUUCCCUCAAUCCAUAUAGCGAAGAAUAUUGUAUCAUUGAAGUUAAUGCACGUCUUUCACGUAGUUCAGCAUUGGCAAGUAAAGCAACCGGUUAUCCACUUGCUUUCAUCUCUGCCAAAGUUGCUUUGGGUUAUGAUUUAGCAGCAUUAAGAAAUACAAUCACAAAGAAAACUACAGCAUGUUUCGAACCUUCAUUGGAUUAUUUAGUUGUUAAAAUGCCACGUUGGGAUUUAAAGAAAUUCACUCGUGUUUCCAAUAAAAUUUCAUCAUCAAUGAAAUCAGUUGGUGAAGUUAUGUCAAUUGGUAGAAAAUUUGAAGAAGCAAUUCAAAAAGCAAUUAGAAUGGUUAUGGAUGGUGCAGUUGAAGGUUUCCAAGCUGGUGUUUUCCCAACCUCUGAUGAAGAACUUGAACAUCCAACUAAUAAUCGUAUUUUAGUAUUGGCAAGUGCUUUCAAAGAUGGUUAUUCCAUUGAUAGAGUACAUCAAUUAACAAAGAUUGAUAAAUGGUUCUUAACAAAACUUAAAGCAAUCAUCGAUUUAGAGAAUCAUUUAUCAACCUAUAAAGAACCAUCACAAAUUCCAUCAGAGAUUUUGAAAUUCUCAAAACAACAAGGUUUCUCUGAUAAACAAAUCGCCAGAGCAGUUGGUACCACAGAAUUGAAUGUUAGAGAUUAUAGAAAGAAAAUGGGUAUCAUUCCAUGUACAAAACAUAUCGAUACAGUUGCUGCAGAAUUCCCAGCUCAAAACAAUUAUCUUUACAUGACUUACAAUGGUGAAACCAAUGAUGUAAAUAUCAAUGAAAAAUCUUAUAUCACAUUAGGUUCAGGUUCAUAUCGUAUUGGUAGUAGUGUUGAGUUUGAUUGGUGCGCAGUUAGUUGUAUUCGUACAUUACGUAGUUUAGGUUUGAAAUCAAUUAUGAUCAAUUUCAAUCCAGAGACUGUUAGUACUGAUUAUGAUGAAUGCGAUUAUCUCUACUUUGAAGAACUCUCAUUGGAAAGAGUAUUGGAUAUCUAUGAACGUGGUGGUCCAAAUUCAAAUCAUGGUGUAAUAUUAUCAGUUGGUGGUCAAAUUCCAAACAAUUUAGCCAUUCCAUUAUCACGUUGUAAUGUUAAAGUUUUAGGUACUCAUCCAGAUAUGAUUGAUUCAGCUGAAAAUCGUUAUAAGUUCUCACGUCUUUUAGAUACCAUUGGAAUUGAUCAACCACUUUGGAAAGAAUUAACAAGUGUUUCCGAUACAAAAGAUUUCUGUGAAUCUGUUGGUUUCCCAUGUUUAGUUCGUCCAUCUUAUGUACUCUCUGGUGCUGCUAUGAAUGUAGUUCACUCUUCACAAGAUCUCGAAACAUUCCUUACUGAAGCUGCUGCAGUUUCACGUGAUCAUCCAGUUGUCAUUUCAAAAUUCAUUCAAGAAGCUAAAGAGAUUGAAAUUGAUGCUGUCGCCGAUAAUGGUCGUAUUGUUUUAUUCGCAAUUAGUGAACAUGUUGAAAAUGCCGGUGUACACAGUGGUGAUGCUACCAUUGUUUGUCCAGCUCAAGAUCUUGAUGAUGCCACCAUCCUCAAGGUUGAAGAAACCGCUAGAAAGAUCGCUGAAGCACUCAAUGUCAGUGGUCCAUUCAAUAUUCAAUUCAUUGCUAAAAACAAUGAAAUCAAAGUUAUCGAAUGUAAUUUACGUUGUUCACGUUCUUUCCCAUUCGUUAGUAAAACAUUAAAUAUCAAUUUUAUCGAAUUAGCAACUAAAAUCAUCAUUAAACAUCAAUAUGAUCUUCCAGUUGUAAAUCCAAUCAAUUAUGUUGGUGUCAAAGUACCACAAUUCUCAUUCAUUCGUCUUAAAGGUGCAGAUCCAGUUUUAGGUGUAGAAAUGGCAUCCACUGGUGAGGUAGCAUGUUUUGGUAAUACUCGUGAAGAAGCUUACGUCAAGGGUUUAAUUUCUACUGGUUUCAAAGCACCAGAAAAAAAUGUACUCCUUUCAAUUGGUUCAUUCAAAGAGAAACAUGAAUUCCUUCCAUCAGCUCAUAAAUUAAUUAAAUUAGGUUAUACCUUAUUUGGUACUCAAGGCACUGCCGAUUUCUACAGUGAAAAUGGUGUUCCAGUAACUCAACUCAAUUGGGAUGAAGAGGAUUUAGGUGAAAAUGUAAUUCAAAAGAAAAUGACUGAAAAUACAAUUCAUCUCUUCAUUAAUUUACCAUCAAAGAAUAAAUAUCGUCGUCCAUCUUCAUUCAUGUCAAGAGGUUAUUCAUUACGUCGUGUUGCUAUCGAUUUCCAAGUACCACUCAUUACCAACAUCAAAUGUGCUAAAUUAUUCGUCGAUUCUUUAUCCUACAUGAAAGGUCCAAUGCCAAUUGAAAAUGUUGAUUGGAGAACAAGUAAUAAGAUCAUUCGUUUACCAGGUUUAGUUGAUGUUCAUGUUCAUCUUAGAGAACCAGGUGCCACUCAUAAAGAAGAUUGGGACAGUGGUACAGCAACUGCAUUAGCUGGUGGUUUCACCAUGGUUGGUGCUAUGCCAAACACUAAUCCAGCCAUUAUGGAUGAUGCAUCAUUUGAACUUUGUAAAUCAUUGGCAGCCUCAAAAGCACGUUGUGAUUAUGGUAUUUUCAUUGGUGCCACUUUUACCAAUACAACAACCGCUGGUAAAUUCGCAUCCGAUGCCAUGGGUAUGAAAAUGUAUCUCGAAGAAACCUUUGCUCCACUUCCAUUAAAAGAUGAUAUCAACGUUUGGAGAGAUCAUAUUAUGAAUUGGCCAGGUACAACACCAAUUUGUGUUCAUGCUGAUGGUAGAAAUCUUGCAGCAAUUCUCUUAUUAGGUUGGAUGUAUGAUAAACAUAUGCAUGUUUGCCACGUUUCACAUAAAGAAGAGAUUGAUAUUAUUCGUGAUGCAAAGAAACGUGGUAUGAAAUUAUCAUGUGAAGUUUCACCACAUCAUUUAACCCUUUGUGAUAAAGAUAUUCCACGUAUUGGUGCUGGUCAAUCUGAAGUUCGUCCAAAACUUGGAACUGAAGAAGAUUUGAAUGCACUCUGGGACAAUAUCGAUUACAUUGAUAUGAUUGCAACCGAUCAUGCUCCACACACUUGGGAAGAGAAAUGUAGCGCCAAACCACCACCAGGUUUCCCAGGUCUUGAAACUUCAUUACCAUUGAUGUUAACUGCCGUCCAUAAUGGUAGAAUCACCAUUGAAGAUUUGGUAAUGAAAAUGCACACAAAUCCAAUUCGUAUUUUCAAUCUUCCAGAACAACCAGAUACUUACAUUGAAGUUGAUAUGGAACAAGAAUGGACCAUUCCAAAGAAACCACUCUAUUCAAGAUGUGGUUGGACUCCAUUCGAAGGUCUUCAAGUACGUGGUAAAGUUGUUAAAGUCGUACUUCGUGGUCAAAUCGCUUUCAUUGAUGGUAAAAUCAUUGCACAAAAAGGUUUUGGUUUAAAUUUACGUUCAAAAGAAUAUCAAGUUGAAAAAGAAAGAUUACUCAAUACUACCAAACCAAUUUAUGAUAAAAUCCCAACUGUUCAAUCAACAAAGAAUCAAACUACAAAUAUUACUUCACCAUCAUUAAUUAGUGAUUCACCAAAUAAAGCCAUCAAUAAGAUUAAAUCUACUUCCACUUCUACAACUCCAAAUACUCAAGAACAAUCAACACAACAUUUACCAUUAGUUGGAUCAAAUCUUGCAUCAGCUGUAUUAAAUAAAAAAGAAGAUACACUCCAAACUGCUUUCAAUAUCUCAGAUAAUUCAUUGGCAGGUAAACAUAUUUUCUCAGUUAAACAAUUCAAUAGAAAACAAUUACAUGCCUUAUUUGGUAUUGCUCAUGAAAUGAGAAUUUUAGUUAAGAGAUCAGGUGGUUCAGAUUUAUUGAAGGGUAAAGUUUUAGCUACUCUCUUCUAUGAACCAAGUACUCGUACUCAAUGUUCAUUCACUGCUGCCAUGCAAAGAUUAGGUGGUUCAGUUGUCACUGUUGAUAAUGUAUCAUCAUCAGUUGCCAAAGGUGAAUCAAUCGCUGAUACCAUUCAAACUUUAGAAUCCUAUUGUGAUGCAGUUUGUAUGAGACAUCCAGCUGUUGGUUCAGUUGAAAGUGCAAUUCAAGUCGCCAAAAAACCAAUCAUUAACGCAGGUGAUGGUGUUGGUGAACAUCCAACUCAAGCUUUAUUGGAUGUUUUCACAAUUCGUGAAGAAUUAGGUACCGUCAAUGGUUUAACUAUCACCGUUGUUGGUGAUCUUAAACAUGGCCGUACCGUUCAUUCUUUGGUUCGUCUCUUAGCAAACUAUCAAGUUAAAAUCAAUUAUGUCUCACCAUCUUCACUCUCAAUGCCAACUGAAAUCAUCAAAGAACUCAAUGAAAAAGGUAUUGAACAAAAAGAAUAUACAAAUAUCGAAUCUAUCCUUCCAACUACCAAUGUACUAUAUGUAACUAGAGUUCAAAAAGAACGUUUCCAAAGUAUUGAAGAAUAUGAAAAAGUUAAAGAUUCUUUCAUUAUCACUCCACAUACUCUCACUAAAGCUUCUGAUAAUAUGAUCGUUAUGCAUCCACUUCCAAGAAUUAAUGAAAUUAGUCCAGAAGUUGAUUCUGAUCCACGUGCUGCUUACUUUAGACAAAUGGAAAAUGGUUUAUAUGUCCGUAUGUCACUUUUAGCUCUUGUAUUUGGUGCUGGUGUUUAA